CUGAAACAAACAGCACUAGUAGUAACAUGAAACCGAGUCGACUGCUGAACUCUAGGGGGUGCUGUGUGAAAACAUAAUGAUUUCACCAAAGGACUUCAAACAAUGUUUUUUUCGGUCUCGUGCCGAGAGAUGCCGGUUGUCACGUUGUUUACGCAGACGUCAUGGUUCCCCUGGCCGUUAAUCCACUCAGUCUGAGCACGCGGUACCAGCACCAACAUCCGAGGAAAACAUGGGGCUGUUGUCCAUUCUGCGGAGGCUGAAGCAGUCUCCAGAACAGGAGGUGCGCUUACUGUUGCUUGGUUUGGACAAUGCUGGCAAGACCACUCUGCUGAAACAGCUGGCGGCUGAAGAUAUCAGCCACAUCACCCCCACACAAGGCUUUAACAUAAAGAGUGUUCAGUCAUCUGGCUUCAAGUUGAAUGUUUGGGACAUUGGUGGUCAACGCAAGAUCCGCCCCUACUGGAGGAAUUAUUUUGAGAACACGGAUGUACUGAUCUAUGUGAUUGACAGCUCAGACAGGAAAAGGUUGGAAGAGACGAGCCUGGAGCUGGCUGAGUUGCUGGAGGAGGAAAAGCUUGCUGCUGUUCCACUUCUAAUCUUUGCCAACAAGCAGGACCUGAUGACAGCCACCCCAGCGUCUGAGCUGGCAGAAAAUCUCAGUCUGCACACUAUCCGGGAUCGCAUGUGGCAGGUGCAGGCCUGCUCAGCAGUCACUGCUGAGGGAGUACAGGAUGGCAUGACCUGGGUUUGCAGAAAUAUUACGAUUCGGAAGAAAUAAUUCAUGAAGCAAGAUCUGUGGAGAAUUGCAAUUGCACUUUAAAUUUGACCUAUGCAGUCAUUUUAUGUCCAAGACAAAGAGGCGACCAAAUGUUUUCUUUUUAAUACAACGGUUAUGCCAUUCUGUCUUCACUUGGCAGUAUAAAAACUAAGUAGAGGUUGUCAAUACAGUGAUGUUUAAGUUUUAACUCUGUAUAUGUUGAAAUGUAUAUACUGUAUAUAUUAGGCUGUUAGGCUGGUUCUGCACACAAUUCCUUUUGUAAUGUGGUACUUUUAAUACAAGGUAUGAAGGCAAUAAAUCUGAAUAAAAGUCAGUAUUAUUCAGUA
This is a messenger RNA of Centropristis striata (black sea bass), 1104 nucleotides long. RefSeq names its product ADP-ribosylation factor-like protein 3. Gene Ontology annotation, cellular component: cytoplasm; microtubule cytoskeleton. NCBI's taxonomy places the organism in Eukaryota, Metazoa, Chordata, Actinopteri, Perciformes, Serranidae. The transcript has 7 exons. Gene Ontology annotation, biological process: cilium assembly. Gene Ontology annotation, molecular function: GTP binding; GTPase activity. Bases 230 to 778 code for a protein of 182 amino acids. The record is from RefSeq and is a predicted model, not a curated record.